Molecule: messenger RNA, 5289 nt
Organism: Thamnophis sirtalis
Lineage: Eukaryota; Metazoa; Chordata; Lepidosauria; Squamata; Natricidae
Gene: FITM2
Product: fat storage inducing transmembrane protein 2
Biological process (GO): lipid droplet organization; phospholipid biosynthetic process; lipid storage
Cellular component (GO): endoplasmic reticulum membrane
Molecular function (GO): coenzyme A diphosphatase activity
Source: RefSeq, a predicted model, not a curated record
CGAAGGAGGGGCGGCGGAGUGGAAUGGAGGAGGAGCUGAUUUGACGUGAUCAUCGACGCAAUACGGCAGUUGGAGGUUCCGUGCCGGGUGGGUCACCGCUUUCUCCUUCGCUGCGGUCUUGCCCACUCCUCCGUCAUGGAGUCUGUGGACCGAGCCACGCGCGUCUUGCUGCCUUACUUGACCCACUGCUCGGUGCGGCGGAUGAUGCCCUGGGCACUGAUGAGCUUCAUGGUGAUCGGAUCCCUUGUUAAAGAACUAAUGCCGCCGGCUGCUACUUACCUGAGUAACAAGCGCAACGUACUCAAUGUCUAUUUUGUGAAAUUUGCUUGGGCCUGGACAUUCUGCCUGCUGUUUCCGUUCAUCUCUCUCACCAACUACAAUGUCCUCCAGAAUGUUUUGCCUGUACUUGUUCGCCUUUUCUCACUGAUGGUUGGCACUAUCAUUUGGUAUACAUGCACAAGUACAUUUUUGCUCAUUCAGGACUUCACAGGCAGUUGUUACAAAUCGUCAACCCUUGCUGUAGUGACUCAAGAACAUUCCAACCAAGUACAAUGCCUACAAGCUGGUGGGAUAUGGGAAAGUUUUGAUAUCUCAGGACAUUCCUUCCUCCUUUCAUAUUGCAUUCUAAUGAUUCUAGAAGAAAUGGCUGUGAUGCCCAGCGUGAAAACUUUCCGUGGUUCUAGACUGCACGAUGUGGUGAACAGUUUGUUCUUAGCACUGGCUUGUUUGACUUUUAUCUGGCUUUUCAUGCUUCUUACUACUGCUGUAUAUUUCCAUGAUUUUUGGGACAAGAUUUUUGGCAUUUUGGUGGGCCUCUCUGCUUGGUAUGGAACAUACAGGUUUUGGUACAAGUCACCCUUAUCUCCUGGAUUUCCUCCCCAAAGAACCCUUUAUUUCCCAAAACCUAAUCGUAGGCUAUAAAAUCAGUUUGUUGAUCAGAUCCUGUUUUAAAGAAUAUUCAUUUUUAAUUAUCUAAAUUUAUUUCCCAAAGUCUAAUUGUAGGCUAUAAAAUCAGUUUGUGGAUCAGAACCUGUUUUGACAAAUAUUCAUUUUAAUUAUUUAAAUUUUAAGACAACUAUUAAUAUGAAUAUUUAAAGUGGAUGGCAAAAAACUAAAAUACUGUUUGUAUUAUGAGUUUGUGAUAUAAUUCUGGAAAGUGGUUGCUAUAUUACUGUAAUAAUAUCAGGACUUUGUUAAUCUAGGCUAACUAAAUGGAAACUGUUGAUCAGAUUGGUACUAGAAUAACCUGAGAGGAAAAUACUCCUUUUAAAAACCAUACUUUUGACUAUGAAGAAGCAAAUUUAAUAGACAAAAAAAUGUACUUGCAUACAAAGCUCAUAUGCAAGGACUCGAUAAAUGGACAUAUUUUUGGUUAGAUAGAUGAGACAAAUUGGCCAAAAUCAUACCUUAUUUGAGGAUUUGAUAAUUAACCAAAUUUUGUCUCAAAUUAUCUUGAAGAUAUAAAACAAAGUUUUCUCUGAGUUUGAUUUAAAUCCAUAUAUUAAAACAAAAAUGGAUAGCCAGAUUAGUUUAUGGUACUUAUUGCCAUAGGAAGAUUUUGGAUUUAAAACAACUGCCAUCCUGCUUGUGUCAACACUCAACUUUGUACAGUUGAAAUAGCUUGCAUCAUGCACCAUUUUUUCUAGAAUUUAUCUGGCUUAGAGUCUUUAGAAUGUCUUAUGUCAUGUUUUGGCAACACGGUACUCCUGAAUGUCACAAAAUGCUUUAUAUCUGCAAUCAAAGCUAUCCUGUUAGAGCAGGCUGUUUCUUGCAAGAUUGCAGCUUUCACAUUCUCUGCUCUUCCAGUUCUUAAUUAAAGAUGGCAGUUAGGAAAUCUAUAGCAAUGUUCUAAUUUAUUGUACAUGGGAGUUAUAUAGAAAAACUACAUUGGUUUUACAGCCAUAUGUCACAAGAGGAAAAAAAUCUUAUUUAAAAACUCUUGUUUAGGUUCUUUGGAUACUUUGACUCUUCUUGCAUGGUACAACCUUGCAAUGUUAAUAUAUUUAUAUUAAUUGUGUUUUCUACAGUUUUGCACUUUGACUAAAAGUAUUACACUACAAGUGCAAUUAUUUUUAAUAUAAUUGGAAAAUAAUCCAGUUGUAACGAACUUGGCUGCUUUGUAUAAUACAUUCAGCCUACUAUAUUUUAUGUGCUUCUACUAUACAUUUAAUAGCUGCAUAGUUUUCAGGUACUAAGCUAAAGUGAGGAUCUUUUUUGACUCGGACAACAUCACUUAAAAAAAGUUGAUCUCCAAGGCCAUGAUAGACAUGUACUGAUACCACUGGAGGCAUUGAUUCUGAAAAAUUGCUGCUGCCUUUGUGUCUCUGUGUUUUGUUCUUUGUUUUGUUAGGGGGAUUUUUAGAUGAAAGGUAGAUGUGUUAGAGUCUUUUGGAGGGCUAGCACACUUAUCCUAUGUUUAUGCCCCCCCCCCACCAAAAAAAUAAAUGUUAGAUAAAUAAAUAUUACACAUAAAUAUCUUGAAGAGUUUCUGGAGCUGUAAAAAUGUGAUUGCAUGUUGUCUAUGAUUUGCUCAUGUUUGUGCUAACUUUUCAGUUUUCUAAUUGUUUUGAUAAAAGUUGCUAACUCAGCUCCAGAGCUUUCAGGUUUGGAUGUGAUCGAAACACUAAAUGGUUUGAAGUCUUCAUGUUAAUUAUAUUACUCACAAACUGCCUGAGUUUAGGAGUUUGUAUUAACUGGCAUGCCAUUUCAAGUUCCUUUGAAUUGUAUGGUGCCUCUCUAUAUACUAUAGAUACUUGGAAAGUCAUCCAGUCAAAUGUGUGUGUGCUAGCUACUUAAAGAUGAAAUUAUUUUGCCAUUUCCCAGGAUUUAAAUAAUGCCUUAGUGAAUCAUAGCUUCAUAUUUAGGCUUGUUACUUGUCCCCCAUAGAGUUACAACAGCUUAUACUUGUGCCACAUUUAAACUUCUAGAUUGUGCAUGACAGUUGGUUUAUAUAACAUUAUUUCCAACAUAGGAGAAAGUGUUUUAUCUCAAUCUCAGCUUUAUGCCUACUCAUAAAUAAAAAACAAGCAGCUAAGCCACAGUUCAUAUAUGUGUGGUAUGUGUGGGUGACUGUAAUGAGUUGAAAAGAUAUAAGAAUAGUACAUUGGCAAUGAAACUUGGAGUAUUAUGGAGGUGGAAACUUGAGCUCAGUGGUAUAUAUCAGUGGAAUUAGAAGCAGACUGAGUUUAUAUUACCAUUAUUGGUCUUAUUGUAAGUUUUUUGGGGAAUCUUCUAUGAAAAGAAAUAUGCAUUUAUCUAUGUAGGUUAGUUUAUCAUAACCUUCAUGAACUGAGCUACAUAAAUAUUUGAGGAGCAGCCUUUAUGGCUGGCAACCCAUCUUCCAGUCAAGUUACAUUCAUGGCUCCUGUAAUUCUUUCAGAGAAUCCCAGUAUACGAAUUGGUUCCAUAUCAUUGUAAUGUACUGUAUUGAAGAAUUAGUGAAUUCUCAAGUAAUUCCUAAGUAUUAUAUGUUUCCGUUCACUGAGAUUUUUCUCAGCAUUGCUAUACACAACUUACAUAAAAUAUAAUUGCUGUAAUAGUUUUCAUAUUUCUUAAGCCCUGGUUUUGUAUUGUUUAAAGAAGCGUUGAGAGAAGUGAAGUGAAAACGCAUAUAUUUUACAAAUAUGUACAUUUUGUUAGCUGAGUGACGUAUCAACAUUGUUAUUGUAUAGGUAAGCAUUCUAUAAAAAAAUAUUCUGACUCUGUAAUACAGAUUUUUGUGUGUGUGUAAUAAUCACUUGAUAGUUUUGUUGCCCAUGAAUGAACAAAUCAAAUUCAUCUUCAAUCAGUGCAAUAACAGAUUGUGUCUCCAGUGGUUUUGGCUUUUUUUUUUUUAGCUAAACUACUUAUAUUGCCAGUUGUGUUACAGUAAUGCCCUAAUCUGAAACAUGUUUUACUACAUAUUAUUAGUUAAAAAGCACUGCUUUUGCCAAAUAAUCAUUUUUCUCCCCUACCUCUAAUGUAAUUUGUGCCAUGAUGGCGUAGCAAUUGGUGUACCAGUAAAAGAAAAUUUUUGAUGUAUUUUGCUAACUGUAAUGGACAAAAGAUUAAUCUCUGCUUCCUAAAGUGGGCAAACAAAGUAAAGCUCUAAGUAUCUCAUGACUACAGUGUCAAACUUCAUUUUAAGCUAUCUUUAAUGUGCCGUAAAUGGUUAAUUUGACUUUCAAAGUGUAAGUGAGAUUUUCUGUUGUGCAGAAAACCUUGGUUUCAGGUUUUCCAUUGAUAUUUCAUGGAUGUUAGGUCUAUCCUGGUUUCUGUUUUGGAUUCUAUUUUUGCAGGAGGGGUUCUAGAAAUGUUAAAAAAAUUAAUAUCAGAACAAAUACUUUUAAAUUAACAAAAAUUAUAUCUUAGACAUGUAUUGAGUUGAUUUCCAGUACAAACCCUGGAAAGAAUGCUGUAAACUUCAUCUGUCACACUUGAGCAAGAUCCUAAUUAUAGCACGUUGGAAAUACUUCUGUUUGACAUUCUUCUAGAAGUGCAGGGAAAUCUGGUAGUUAAUACUUGAUGAAAAGAUUGUAGGAAACCCAAAGUAGGAAAGUAUUACAGUUAGCCCUUGAGAUGAUCAUAAUGCAGUUUGCACAUGUCCUGAGAACUGUCAAGUGAAGCAUCUCACUUAUGAUACCCCCAUCCCUGCUCUUCCCAUUGAAUCAUUAAAUGAACAUGCAAGUCAUUAAGUUAAUCAUGGGAUGCCUUCAGGUAGGGGUGGCUCUUGGAGGCCUAGCACAGGCCUGUGCCCACCUGCUCCAGUUCUCCCAAGUUUUUGCCACUUACCCGAAAUACCUGCUCUCUGCUUUCUGCCCUUGCGUCUCCACAGGCUUUUUCCCUAUUAAAAAAAAUUUCCAGGAAAAUUUUACUUAUUUAUUUUAAUUAAUUUAUAUAGCCGCCUUCUUGCUCACAACAAUUUUGAAUAAAGCAUGCAUACUACCGGACUGAAUCUUUUGUUCUUAAAUAUUUAGUUGGAACUCUUAGUUAAAAGUUCUUUUGGUAUUAGAACAGGCAGAACAGGAUAGUUGGAAUAUACUUUGCAUCUUUGUUUUAAAACGAAAUAAAAAUACAGUCCGUGUUAAGUUGGUGAGUCACCUGGCAAGCGGGUCACCCUAUAAAUGCAAUUAAUUGUGCCUUCAGUUGUCCUGUUCUAAUGCCAACUGAGGCAAAAUACUUCUUGAGAUGCAGCAGAAAUGUUCACAACUGGAUUUUAACUCCCAAGAAGGCCUGAUUCAAAAGCAUGGCAGUCUGGAGUGAAAGAUAUUUAGUAUAUCAAAGGUUAAAAGCAAACUCUGUCAAACAUUA